This is a messenger RNA of Boleophthalmus pectinirostris (great blue-spotted mudskipper), 426 nucleotides long. It is a transcript of the gene uqcc4, whose product is annotated as ubiquinol-cytochrome-c reductase complex assembly factor 4. The transcript has 2 exons. Lineage: Eukaryota; Metazoa; Chordata; Actinopteri; Gobiiformes; Gobiidae. The record is from RefSeq and is a predicted model, not a curated record. The annotation marks the transcript as partial.
UUCCAGUACAACACCACUACGGUGAGGCUAAGCAGUGUACGACCCUUAGCUUUGAGCUCACAGUUGGAAACUGGGUCAAAGAAAACCUCAGAUGAACAGACGGAUGAGCCCAUCAAGUUCUCGACAAGCAAGGCCAGUCACCGGACCUGGAAAGUGGACCGCUCUAUGGGCAGUCAAUUCAGCAGACCAUGGCGGAAAGUGUUGCCAAUAAGCAUCUUUUUCUCAGUGUUUUUGUUGUGGUGUGUACUGAGGGGACAUUCUGACGUGGAUACUCAACUUGACCGACCACUUUAUGAAAGUUUACCCAGCCUGCAACCAGAAGACGAUGGACCUGACAAAAAACCUAGCUAGCAAAAAUGGACUUACAGCUAUUUAUUCCUGGUGAUCUGUCAUUUACAAUUUAUUAAAUUUCCUUUAAUAACUGAA